This is a messenger RNA of Pollicipes pollicipes, 1717 nucleotides long. Its product is annotated as trafficking protein particle complex subunit 2-like protein. The record is from RefSeq and is a predicted model, not a curated record. Gene Ontology annotation, biological process: endoplasmic reticulum to Golgi vesicle-mediated transport. Lineage: Eukaryota; Metazoa; Arthropoda; Thecostraca; Pollicipedomorpha; Pollicipedidae.
ACGGGGUACUGAAUAGCUCAGUUGUGGUAUUGUUUCCAUUGGGGAGAGGGGCCUGCGCUCACUGUUACGAAGCAAGCAGCGGGUCGAAAACGGUGACCUCACUCUGAGCUCUGUGCACCAUUGGUGACUCAGCCGGUGGCAGCUUACUAUGGCGGUGUGCCUGGCCGUGAUAGGCAAGGAGAACUCGCCCCUGUAUAUCAUACAGCCUGAUCCCGCAUCUGAACUGCAGUUUCACUACACGGUCCACACAGCACUGGAUGUGGUGGAAGAGAAGCUGGGCGCCACGGGCAAAUCGGCCGCCGACGGCCGCGAGCUCUAUCUAGGCCUGCUGUACUCCACCGAGGAGUACCGCGUCUUCGGCUACGCCACCAACACCAAGAUCAAGUUCGUCAUCGUGGUCGAAGCGGCCAACGUGUCGAUCCGGGACAACGAGAUCCGCACUAUGUUCCGCAAGCUGCACGUCGCCUACACCGACAUGGUGUGCAACCCGUUCUACCUGCCGGCGCGGCCCAUCACUUCACCGGCGUUCGAGAAGGUGGUGCGCCACAUCGUGACUGGAAACUGAGGGCGCUGGGAGCGGGCGAGUGGUGAGGGUGAGGUGUAUCGCGCGCUGAGCGAACUGUGGUCCGAAGUGUGGUGGGAGCCCUGUGCACAGGUCAGAAGCGAUGGAGUGCGUGGGUAACGGGUGUGAUACCCGGGGGGACCGUGGUUGGUCGUGGAGACGUGGCCGGAGCGAGCCGACACUGGCAUUGCAGCGAAGCUGUCUGCUAUCUUGCCGAGCCACUCAUGGGGACUGAGCGGUGAGGGUCUGGGAAUUUCGCGGAGCAUCGGGGUCCUUUUGUGAAGCCUCGUUGUGACUGUUCUUUAAUGAGGGGUCAUGAAGGGAAUCAGCUCGCCGGCCUCCGAGAGGCCGCGGCCCAUCAACCUCGCCAGGCCCUGCCUUCCUGUAUUCGUAAAACGUGCGUGCUGUCAUUAGAUCACUAUGCUUUGAACCGUGGCACCUCGUAUGUCAGACAAUAUGUGACCUUGUUUUCGUCGUGCCCUUCGGAUCCAUGCAAAAGAUCCGCGGAAGCUGGACGAGUAUGAUGCUGUUAUUCACGAAAUAUUAGUUCCGAGUUUAGACCACAUCGCGAUUGAUGAUUAUCCAACAGUGUCAAAAGCUGCCUAGCAACAAAAAAAUAGGAUAUGGAACCGACGGCCCGGAGUCGGUUUUGAGGGCGGACAAAAUUUCCUUCAAAUCUUUCCUGCAGAGUUGGGAUCAAAUCUGCUUGCCGCGAGCCAGAGUCGGAGUUGACUCUGCUCCGCUAGAGUUGAACUCAAGGUUCGCUAUCUUCUUUUGACGGUCGGCCUACAUUUGACACAGCAAAGCCCGUUUUCCUAUUGAACCGCCAUCGCUGAUGCACGCACAACUGCUGGAUCUCAGUUAACCAAACCGCUGUUCAAAAUACCGGACAGGGCGCAGAAUCAAUGGUGAUUCGCUUUCGUUUUCAUGACUGCGACUUCUUCAUGUUGGCAGUGCCUUAACCAGGAAACUGAAACUUGCUGUUGAACUAGGAAAGUGCGGAGACAGACUGCUAUUAUGCACGAUGGGGGCGCAGAUGGUAGGCAUGCCCAACCCCCCUAGAGAUGAAGUAAGCAAUGAGAAUAUCUCAUCACCAGACAAGGUAACGUUCGUUUCUGGUUGCUAACAUUAUCUCAGUAAAACAUGACUAAAGAC